Messenger RNA from Cornus florida, 552 nucleotides. Its product is annotated as serpin-Z3-like. The transcript has 3 exons. Gene Ontology annotation, molecular function: serine-type endopeptidase inhibitor activity. Bases 1 to 552 code for a protein of 183 amino acids. The record is from RefSeq and is a predicted model, not a curated record. NCBI's taxonomy places the organism in Eukaryota, Viridiplantae, Streptophyta, Magnoliopsida, Cornales, Cornaceae.
AUGGACUUGUGCUUGAAGGUAGCAAAUCAAGUCCUCCUGGAGGAAGCCAAAAGUAGUAAUGGGUUGAAGAAGAACACUGCCUGCUCUCCAUUCUCCCUCAACGCUUUGCUCAACAUGGCGGUGGCGGGGUCGACGGGCACAACCUUGGAGCAAUUUCUUGGCUUUCUUGGAUCAGAAAGCGUGGAAGAUCUCCACUCCAAGACUUCGACAUUAAUGGGACUUGCAGGAUCUUCAGACGGUCUUCUUCUAUCUACUGUUAAUGGUGCUUGGGUGGAUCAAUCUUUUCCUCUCAAACCUUCUUAUCAACAUCUUGUUCAAACUCUUUACAAGGCUUUAGCCAAAACUGUUGAUUUUCAACACAACGAAAACAAAGAGUUGCAGAGUAUCAAGGAUAAAUUGCCAAUGGAUGGUAUCAAAUGCCUUUCUAAGGUCAAUUUUGAGGAUGAGGUUGUAGCAGGAUAUUGGCCUAUAGUUAUUGACAGUGGUGGGAUUAGGGACUUUGGGAAUAAGUCCAAUGUAAGAGCAAUUGAUUUCAGCAAGCAUUCUUCCUGA